AUGGCGUUGCUCGUAGACAAGCAUCGGCCGCGUUCGCUCGACGCGCUGACCUACCACCACGAGCUCUCCGACCGUCUCCGCGCCCUCGCACAAAGCGGCGACUUCCCCCACCUGCUCGUAUACGGACCGUCCGGCGCGGGCAAGAAGACGCGCAUCGUAGCAACGCUCAAAGAACUGUACGGCGCAGGCGUGGAGAAGAUCAAAAUCGACAGCCGCGUCUUCCAAACGUCGUCGAACCGCAAGCUCGAGUUCAACAUCGUCGCGUCCAACUACCACCUGGAGAUCACGCCGUCGGAUGUGGGCAACUACGAUCGCGUCGUCGUGCAGGAUCUGCUGAAGGAGGUCGCGCAGACGCAGCAGGUCGACCUGGCGGCGAAACAACGGUUCAAGGUCGUCGUCGUCAAUGAGGCGGACCAUUUGACGAGGGAUGCGCAGGCCGCGCUGAGGAGGACGAUGGAGAAGUACAGCCCGAACCUGAGGUUGAUCCUCUUGGCGGAGAGUACGAGCAACAUCAUUGCACCCAUCAGGAGUAGGACGCUUCUUGUGAGAGUGGCGGCGCCGGCGGAAGAGGAUAUUGUGGACGCGUUGAAGGUGGCAGGGAAGAAGGAAGGUUGGAAGGAGAAUGAGGAACUGAACAAGAAGAUUGCGAGGGAGUGCGGUAGGAACUUGAGGAAAGCGUUGCUGAUGUUUGAGGCGGUUCAUGCGCAGAACGAAAACGUCACGGAGAACACACCGAUCCCUCCGCCAGACUGGGAAGUACUCAUUGGUGAGAUUGCGAAAGAUAUUGUUGAGGAGCGCUCGCCCGCACGUAUUAUGCAGGUUCGCGCGAAACUUUACGACCUGCUUACCCACUGCAUCCCGCCAACUACAAUCAUCAAGACACUUACGUGGAAGCUGAUCCCCCUUUGCGACGACGAGCUGCGGGCGGACGUGGUCAAGUGGAGCGCGUUCUACGAGCACAGGAUAAAAAUGGGAAGCAAAGUCAUAUUCCAUCUGGAGGGAUUUGUUGCUAAGUUCAUGCGUUUAUACGAAAGCCACCUCAUGGAGAAGCAUGGGUUCCUGCACAAAAUGGCUGGGCACUCGGGGGAUGGCGUUACACAUGGGCAUCACAUCAUCAUGGAUAGGAAUCACUACUACUUUGCUGCCGUUGACCCUUCGAAGCGAAUCUUCCUUAUCCAGAGCACCGACAUCCUGUGUUAUAUCACCAUAAGGAAACCACCGCAGACACAACUUGAUGGCGAGACGAUCACAAAAUUUGAGCCCUACCAUGGAGAGUCAGAUAUGGCCUGA
Messenger RNA from Diplodia corticola, 1290 nucleotides. Its product is annotated as replication factor c subunit 5. The coding region runs from base 1 to 1290 and encodes 429 amino acids. The transcript is spliced from 7 exons. Gene Ontology annotation, molecular function: DNA binding; DNA clamp loader activity. The record is from RefSeq and is a predicted model, not a curated record. Gene Ontology annotation, cellular component: nucleus; DNA replication factor C complex; Elg1 RFC-like complex. Gene Ontology annotation, biological process: DNA-templated DNA replication; DNA repair. Lineage: Eukaryota; Fungi; Ascomycota; Dothideomycetes; Botryosphaeriales; Botryosphaeriaceae.